CCCCCAUGAUUCAUUCUCAGUCUCAGUCUCUCUCUCUCGUGCACAAACGCACCCCUGGCAUUAAUUUCCUGCAUUGCAUCUAGUUAUUAUUAUGAUGAUUACAUUGAUAUCCCACUUUUUCCUCCGAGGAUCUCAGAGCAGUGUACAUGGUUGUGUUUAUCCUCACAACCACCCUGUGAGGGGGUAAAAGAUGGACCGGGAGAACCUGGUACGGCUGCGUCGCAUGAAUCAGGCCCUCCUUCAGCGGCUCAGGUUGAAUCAGGAGGAGCUCAAGAGAAGGACCCCCAUCAAAUCAGCCCCACUGUCACUGUCGAAGCAAGCAGUUGCCAAGAACGGGGAGAACCAAGGCCAGUUGGCAACCAGUAAGGCGACAACGCGGCCUGCGGAGGCUGUGGGGCCUUGGGUGGCUAGAUCGGGUCUCGGAUGCACCCCGAAGCCCACCAUGAUCCGAGACGAGCCGGAGAGAGAAACAAGCCUGCAGAGGCAUCCGAGCUCUGAUUCCCCUGCUGCUGAGGUGCCCUCUGCUGCAGAAGCCAGGGUCGCCGAGGAAUCGUUCAAACCAGGGGGCGAUGGCAGCUUCCCAAGAGGCCUGCAGAAGGCAUCCGCCCCUGUGAGUCAUAAAGAGGCGAAAAAACAUCUCACUUAUCUGCAUGGCGUCUCGGAAAAGAAUCGGCCGCGGUUUGGAGCGGAGCUGGGCCAGGAGCAAGCCAAAGGGAGUAGCCGGCCGAGGACGUCGUCUGCCCGGGUGCUGCAGACGCCGAAAUCCAUCCUCCUCACACCCCAGGCUAAAGAAACCAAAGAAAAAACGAAGAAGGAGGCCGGGCGGGUGACGUUUAUGUCCAAUCCAGAGGAAUAUACCAUCCCUGCCGAUGACUGGUCGGCUCGCCCUUUCCUGGGAUAUGAUUGGAUCGCAGGGCUGCUGGACACAGAUUCCUCAGUGUCUGAGAAACCAGACCAGUACUUUUCAGAGCUACAAGACUUCCGCCGGGUGAACAGAGACGCUUGCAUUUAUGACCGGCGUGCACGAUCAGAGGCAUCGGGUUCCUCGACCUUCGAGCAAGGACUGGGUGCAGAUCUGGUUCCCCACCAGUGCAUCUUCUGCUACCGGUUAAACAAGCGCCUCUUUGCUGUGCCUGUGGAUUCAGAGGCUGCCUGUCCCGUCUGCAAAACGCCCAGGACCCAGAAGCCGCUGGAGACGUCGGUGGAGCCAGCCUUUGUCAGGGUCAGUAUCCCGAGAUCUACUCUCCUGCCUGCCUACAAGCACAAAAUCCACCGCAGGAAAAGCUACGAGCCAGAAGAUAACUUGGCGUUGCCCUCCCACUGUCUGGCUGGCUGGGACAAGACAGGCCAGGCGUUCAGCCCCACCCUCAGCAGCCUUGACCUUCGUUCGUCCCUGGCGGCCUCCAAGACAUCCGGCCAUUUGGAUGGGAAUCUCAGGUCACGAGUGUCAGGCGGAACAAAGACCAACGAACUGCUCAACCUUUCCCGCACAACAGAAUUCGAACUCAGCAACGUGUCUCGGCUGUGGGACCACCACAAAGCACCAUGCUGCAAAGCAACGUCGAAUUAAAAUUAUUCCAUCUUUUA
This is a messenger RNA of Hemicordylus capensis (graceful crag lizard), 1587 nucleotides long. It is a transcript of the gene MIIP, whose product is annotated as migration and invasion inhibitory protein. Lineage: Eukaryota; Metazoa; Chordata; Lepidosauria; Squamata; Cordylidae. The coding region runs from base 191 to 1570 and encodes 459 amino acids. Gene Ontology annotation, biological process: negative regulation of G2/M transition of mitotic cell cycle; negative regulation of cell migration. The record is from RefSeq and is a predicted model, not a curated record. The transcript is spliced from 10 exons.